AUUUAUGUUUAUGUCAAACAGACGUCAAUAUUCUACCUUACCGACCGAAUUUACUUUUCCAAUUUCUACAUAAUAAACCGAAAUAAUUAAAGUAAUUAUGCUAGCAUGCUACAUUAGAGAGUGCACGUUUGUUUUCUAAGUUAACGGUUUCCUCUGUAUUAUAACAAGGUAUCACAUAGAACUAACCUUCACAUAAUAAUCCUGCAUACACUUAUCUAAUGAAUCAUCUUGUUUGAUCAAGUGUCUUUAGAAUAUCUUGCAGUAGAACUACUUGACAAUGGACUUGUUUGAAGAGAAGCGUAAGGUCCCACCAAUGCUGCAAACACUUCUGAGAUACGAUGUUCAAGUUACAAAGAGAUUUGUUGAAAAUGCACUUAAAACAACUGCCUUUAGGUCUCUUCGUAAUCAUGCUAAAUUUCUGGAGGUAUCCUGUCACGGCAUUGUGUGGCUGGCCGGCUGGCUGACAUUUGUGUGGCUCUUCAACAACAAGGACCUCUACCAGCUCCAAGUUAACAUGCUCAUUGCAUUAAUACUGGAUAUCAUAGUAAUAGCUGUGCUGAAAGCAGUAGUGCGAAGGCGCAGGCCAGUACCGAUGAACAAGUUAUCUGAGCUGGGCCCAGACAAGUUCUCGUUCCCCUCAGGCCAUGCAAGCCGGGCUGUGCUGAUCACAUUUGUUCUCAUGGUCCUGGACCCAGUAGCUGUCAUAUUCUACCCUCCAUUGCUUGCGUGGGUGACGGCUGUCUGCAUAUCUCGAGUGCUGCUAGAAAGGCACUACAUCCUGGAUGUCCUCGCUGGAUGUGGCAUCGGCGUCCUGGAAGGUCUAGUCAUGUGCAUACUGUGGUUCUCUCAGAGCACUUCCGCUUGGAUCCUGUCAUCACUAUCUGAUGAGAAGUUGGAUGGUGGAGAAUACCAUGUUUAAAGUUCAAACAUAUUUUAUUGUUCAGUAACUAAUCUACCAAAUAAUUAAUUCUAUCGAGUAGUUGUAACUUAUCUCGCACUGGCAAGAUAAUUUAUAGCACAGUAGAAAAAUGUGUUAAAGAGUGUGCUUAGUUAUUUGUGAUUUAAUGUAAUUAUAAUAUGAAAUAAUCUUAUUUGAAAAGUAUAAGUGAAGUUAAAUUAGUGGAACAUAUAUAUUUUAUACUACAAUAAUUUAUUUAACACAGUUUAAUUGUAACAGUGUGAGAAAUUUUAAAAUAUAUUGUUGCAUUUAA
Molecule: messenger RNA, 1211 nt
Organism: Plutella xylostella (diamondback moth)
Lineage: Eukaryota; Metazoa; Arthropoda; Insecta; Lepidoptera; Plutellidae
Product: polyisoprenoid diphosphate/phosphate phosphohydrolase PLPP6
Molecular function (GO): sphingosine-1-phosphate phosphatase activity
Source: RefSeq, a predicted model, not a curated record